AUGCUGUCUCCAUUAAGCCACCUCCGCAGCCUUGGUUAUCACUUUCAACAUCAUAAUUUAUCAGUUCUUAUUCCGAUAGAGAGACCAUACCUGAAUCGCGGAAAAACACAUACAAUCUCACAGAUAAUAAGUUUUUCUGCGCGUUUUUGCACUUCAUUUGCAUUUCAUUUGUACGCGCGGAAAAACUCAUACAAUCUCACAGAUAAUAAAUUUGCAGAUCUUACAAAUGAAGAAUUUAGAAGUACUUACAUGGGUCUUAGAACUAGGUCGUCGCAUUCACAUACAGGAUUCAGGUAUGAUGAACAUGGUGAUCUCCCAGAAAGCAAGGAUUGGAGUGAUCUCCCAGAAAGCAAGGAUUGGAAAAAGGAGGGAGCAGUGACUAAAGUCAAGAAUCAAGGCCGAUGCGGAGGUUGUUGGGCAUUCUCUGCAAAUGCAGCUGUAGAAGGCCUCCACAAAAUAAAAUCGGGAAAUUUGGUCUCUCUAUCGGAACAAGAACUGAUAGAUUGUGAUGUUGAAAGUGAUAACCAAGGCUGCGGAGGUGGCUUAAUGGAGACAGCAUUUACAUUCAUCGUAAACAAAGGUGGAAUAUCCGCUGAGAAAGACUAUCCUUACAAAGGGGUAGAUGGUACCUGUGACACGGAAAAAGCUAAACAUUAUGCUGUGAGUAUAAGUGGAUAUGAAAAAGUUCCUGCUGAUAAUGAGGCUAAGCUUAAAACUGCAGCUGCUAAUCAACCCGUCUCUGUUGGAAUUGACGCGGAUGGUUAUUCAUUUCAACUUUAUUCAGAAGGUGUUUUCUCUGAAAUUUGUGGCAUUUGUGGAAAGCACCUUAAUCAUGCUAUGACUGUAGUUAGGUAUGGAGAAGAAAAUAGAGACAAGUAUUGGAUUGUGAAGAAUUCAUGGGGUUCUGAUUGGGGUGAAUCUGGCUAUAUCAAGAUGAAGCGCAGCACUUUUGAUAAAGCUGGUGUGUGGCAUUGCCAAGUUAGCCAGCUACCCUGUGUAGUGUAG
Molecule: messenger RNA, 1005 nt
Organism: Lathyrus sativus (Indian pea)
Lineage: Eukaryota; Viridiplantae; Streptophyta; Magnoliopsida; Fabales; Fabaceae
Source: the annotation of a GenBank genome assembly